Messenger RNA from Acipenser ruthenus (sterlet), 657 nucleotides. Its product is annotated as macrophage migration inhibitory factor-like. Gene Ontology annotation, molecular function: phenylpyruvate tautomerase activity; cytokine activity. Bases 145 to 492 code for a protein of 115 amino acids. The record is from RefSeq and is a predicted model, not a curated record. NCBI's taxonomy places the organism in Eukaryota, Metazoa, Chordata, Actinopteri, Acipenseriformes, Acipenseridae. The transcript is spliced from 3 exons.
GUUCUGCCAUUGGUCUGUUACAGCGGAGGAAGCCUCCGUCCCGCGGUGCUGCAGACACACGCACGCACUCAGGCAGCGCAGACAGUGGUCCAUUUAUAUUCCACCCGGGUUAAGAGAAGCAGAAAAUAUCAACCUGCUGCAAACAUGCCGAUGUUCGUUGUGAAAACCAAUGUCAGCAAAGAUGCUGUCUCUGCGUCUCUGUUGUCAGAAGUCACACAGGAACUGUCGAAAGCAAUGGGGAAACCUGCACAGUACAUCGCGGUGCACAUCGCUACGGAUCAGAUGAUGAUGUUUGGAGGAAAGCCCGAUCCCUGCGCUCUAUGCUCUCUGCACAGCAUUGGGAAGAUCUCUGGCCAGGAGAACAAGCUGUACUCCAAGCUGCUGUGCGGUCUGAUCAACAAGCACCUGGGGAUCUCCGUGGACAGGAUCUACAUUAAUUUUGUUGACAUGGACGCAGAAAACGUGGGCUGGAGCAACUCCACUUUUGGUUGAAGGAGUAUUACCCUCAGCAGGACCAAGAUGACAAUCUUUCCUUUAGUGCUUACAGUGGCUGUACCAGAACAUGUUAGUGUGAUCAUUCCCUGUUUAGAACUGGAGGAGUCCAAAGUACACACUGUCUUGCUUGCUUACGCAUUGAAUAAAAUAAAAACCAACCGA